AUGCAGUUUUUCGAAAUUUGGCAGGAUUGUGUUGAAAAAGAAUUGGAAUUUAAUGAUGAACCACAUAGGGUGAGGAUUUGAGAUUUUUUAAAAUAUAGGAUCGAUUUUUUGAGUUCUGGGAUCAAUUUCGAUAUCGAAUGGAGAGAUGUGAAACUCUGGUUCCUUUGAAAAUUGAGGAUUUUGAAAAUUCGGAUGAGACUAAACAUGCGAUCCUUCCGAAAAAUCAAAAUGAUGUUUCGGAAAACAUUGUAGUUACAAUUGGAAUUGGCCAGGAUAUUGCUGCAGAAUUGAAAUUCAAGGAACAAAUGAAUGAGCUUGGAAAAUGGCCAGUCUUCUAUGGAGCGGAUCCAAUAGUUGAACCGAAUUCGCAAAUUUUCUCAAAAAUUGGUGUUUAUUUUCCAUUCGCAAUUGGUGACAAGGCUGGAUUUUCGGAGGCAAGUGUUUUGGUGGAAAAUGAAUAUAAAAUGGAAUCAGUUGUUCAUGUGGAUCUCGUAUAUUUUUUGGAUAAAAUGUUGAAUUUGAAAACAAUUGAUCAUUUAUGGAUGGAUUCUGAAUAUUCGGAAUAUCAACUUUUCGACGCGUUUUAUAGAAAUGGUCGAUUAGAUGAUGCUGAAAUCACAAUUUGUCAAAUCAAUCUUGAAGUUCAUAAUCCAUCGCUAGAUCAGAAAAUAUUAUUCAAACAAUUUAUUCGAAGACUUUUAUCUGAAAAGCGAUACGGUUUCUUCAGGAAUAUUUACUAUUCUCAUUAUCGUCUAUUUUUAGUCAACUUUGAGAACGAUUAUUGUGUUCGAAAAUAUAUUUCUUAA
Molecule: messenger RNA, 806 nt
Organism: Caenorhabditis angaria
Lineage: Eukaryota; Metazoa; Nematoda; Chromadorea; Rhabditida; Rhabditidae
Source: the annotation of a GenBank genome assembly